AAUGAGAGAAAAAAAAAGAAAAAAGUUCAACAGCAAGCGAGAGACAGGGCACGAAGGAGAAAUCGGGAAAUACAAAGUUUGUGAAAACAUCGUCAAGGAGACGGGGGGAGUAGGUAAAAAAAAAAGUCAUAGAUUACGUUUUUCCUAGAAACAGUAUUUUCCUGAAAAGAUUUCGCGUGCAGUAUAGUGUGAGUAAACCUGUUGAAACUGUGAUAAAAACUGAGUACAGACUUCUGUAGCUGAAACGGAAUGUUCUUGGCUAAAGAUUCUGAACGCAAACUUGAAGAGCUCAACUGAUUCACAAUGACGUACACUUUUGUCAUAUGUGUGUCAUUGAUGACAAUAUGUGUAUUCGUGCCUGUUUUCUGCCAACCAUCACAGUGUAACCUGACAUCCAGUAAUCGAGUCAUUAAAUCAGGACAAUGGCCGUCUUUUGGUAAAAUUGACAGAAGAGAUUUAGUGGAAUAUUUUGUGACUUACAUCAAUGAUAACAAUGAGAAAGUUACUUUUGACAGCACUAACACAACGAAUUCUACAAGAUUUCAACCAAUGAGAUGGUUUAAUAUUAACGACAAGAUUGGAGAUAUUUUACCAAUGAUCUACGACUACUUCUUCUCCAUCACAAGAUAUUUUAUGAAUAUCCAGACUAUACAUAUCGACUUGAAUGUCACCCCAAAGGAUUGCAUCUAUUCGAUAGAUUAUGAAGAAGUUGAGAUAUUAACGAGGAAGUUUUUCAUUGAUAAUGUUCUAAUCGACAAAACCCAGAUUUGUUCAGCACAUCUAUCGGAUAAUAAUGGUAUUGGAGUUGUAUCAUUCAACUGUUGUAAAGUUGUUGAGACGUCCAAUGAAACAGUUUGUGAUGAUAUAAAUGAAGACUAUAUGUGGUUAACCGGUGUAAAUAUUACAUCUAUACUGGCAACGGUUCUAAUCCUGGGAGUGAUCUUUGUGCUCAUUUUACUGUCACCUACUGGCACUGAAGACUUUUACCUCUAUCCAGAAAAUUGGAUGAUUGGUGACAAUAACGAUUGUGACGAUUCAAUGAUAAGAUUUCCAGUAAUUGCAAAUUCUGACAAUUUCGCGGAAUUUAAAAGAAAAACGAACACACGUUCUAAAACUGAGGUUAAAAUAAAAAGGAUCAAAUUCUCAGUAACAAAAAGACAUUGCAUAAUUGAAAACCUCUCGGCCAUAACGUUGUUUGGAAGCAUAACAGAAUUUCUCAUUGGUCUGGACAGCUCCUACUUUAAACCUUCAGAGAACUUGAACAAGUGCUUUCCAUGUUGCUAUGGCACUUGUUUAUCAAGCGAUUGCUGUUCAAUAGAUUAUCCCAUCCGGCUUCCAUGUAUUCGCUUCUAUUUAGGAAAACUAGUGUUUGCAUUCCUUUGUAUAAUUUUAUUUUUACCGUAUUAUUUGUAUGUGUUUGGAGCUGAUAAUAAUACCCUGGAUUCGAACACAUUGUGCUCUGCAUUUGAAGCUAAAAGUUUGAGUUGUCCAUUUUAUGUCAGAGAAACGUCGCAAGCGUUUAAAAAUUUUUUUUUUGCUUAUUGUUUCGUCUUAGUGCUCUACUUUAUAGCUCGCAGAAAAAAUUACAUCACAAUGAUAAUAACCGAGCUACCAUGGAAUAAAUCCCAAGUUAAUGAUAAAUUUCAUUUGCCCCGUUCUUCGAAAUGUGUUCAAAUGAUUUUAAUUUUAAACCUUUUUGCAAUGGUUGUUGUCUAUGUAACUUGGGGGUUCUUUUUGUACUUCACAAUUACUUUGAUACUUAGAAUUCUGAUCAUGUCAGCCAGUACUCGGAAUAUCCUUGACGAUUUUUCUUUUGUCAUUUUUCCUUUAUUUCUUGUGAUCUACGAUUAUAUCAGGAACGUAACCAAGGAGUUCCAAAAAAUUGCAGAAAAUAUUUUUGAUCUUCUUCGCAACGAUGAGUUGAAGUUUUCUUCCAACAAUCCGAAUGUAAAAACAAACAAAGCGUUUCUUCUUUUAGGAAAGAACAAAAAAAUCGAAGGUUACUUCGUCUAUGAUGCCGGAGAACUAAGACUCAAUAUCAACCGUCCUUUAAUUUUUCUAAGAAAGGAUGGUACAAUCUCUACUAGCAAAAGGCUUGUGACACAAAUCUACAACGACACUCCUGAGAUUCUUCCCUUUGAGCUUAGUGCUUAUUUAAAGGCAUUUCUAAUGUCCUUGUUGCCAUGUACAAUGUAUGCCGUUGCAUUUAUAAUGUUUGUGACCUACACCUCAAUUUUCUCGUAUUCUACCGAAGUGGCUGGAUACACUGCUACUAUAAUGACCGGUCUCAAAUGGCUUCAAUCUAAAGUUGAGACCAUUAUUCGAGAAAUUACAACUUCAGAGAAAUCUGAAAAACAAAGAGUCAUAUUGAAGCUGAAUCGAGAGCAGUUUAACUUUCAGGAGGCUUGGAUAGUUACCGACAUAGACUUAGGUAUAAAUGAUACACAAAGGUUGAUAGACCGUGAAACGGAAGAAGAUAUUGAUAUCUCUAUGCAAGAUUUGACAUCAUUCUUGGGAGCUGAAGCAAGUACAGAUAAUAUUAUACAAAGUACGACAUCACGCUAUGAAGGCAACUUAAUGGAGCUAAACCCGCUGAUGACCAGUGAGUCUUCAUGAUUUAUAUGGAUGAAACCUUUGCGUACACCUCUUAAUGCCUCUUUGUGAGCAAUGUCUGUAACGAGUCUUUGCGUUUAAUGUAGGUCUCUUAUUUUAAGAGUGUCAUUUGCAUUGGCCUACAUUGUAUAUUAAUCAGGGGCGUAACUAGGGAUUUGGGGGCCCGGGGGGAUUGACCUCUUUGGGGGUCCCUUGCAUUUUGACAUUCGACAUAUGUCAUGAGAUAAUGUACACAAAAAUAUAUAAGCCCCAAAUCAAAUUGGUUCAGUAUAUCAGUAAACUUAACAAAAAGUAAUCAUCGAGACUCUUUUAAUGAAUAAUACCGUUGUUUAUUAGUUAAAUAAUGCACAAGUGACAAAUCUAAAUUGAUAUCGCUUCACGUCGUGCAUUCUGUGCAGCAAAGACAUCUAUAACAUCAACUACAUCGAUACUUUCUAGUAUUUGUGACUUCACUGACAUUAAAAUCAUGAUAAGCCUUUCUUGCGUCAUUGUGCUUCUGAGAUACUUUUUGAUUGAGCUUUGAGAAUGAUCUCUCACAAGACGUAAUGUCGUAAUGGAAGUAACCUGAGUUAGCGGUAUUCGGAGGAGGUUGCAAAGUCUGAGCACACGUAAUUCCCAUAUGAAGCCUGUUUCCUCAAUAUGUCUAUUGGUGAUUGUAUUACUGUUUGUUGAUGAAAAGUGCUCGUGCAUCAAUGACAUCAUUGAAAAAGCUAUUUUCUAUUUAUUUCAUCAUACAAACAGGAAAAGUAGCACAGUUUGUCACAAGCGUGUCUUCUAACAGGUGUCUUGGUUCAAGAAGAAACCCAAAGGUAUCCAUUUUCUUUCCAGCCUUUGGAAUCUGCCCUUCAUCUCCAUAUGAAAUCUGUCCAGCACUUCUGUUUGAAUUGCAGUUGUAUUGACAGUCCUACAUUAGAACUCAACUUCCCAUCAAGUCUUUUCUUUCAUAUGGUUGUUUUGAUUACAGGGAAUCCAUAGUAUUCACUACCUUCUUUUGCUUUUUCGAUGGAUAGGGUUUUUGUCAGUUUCUCAUCAUUUUGCAAAAAGCAUGAAAGGGUACUAAUUUCUUUAGCGGAUUCCCGUAUAUGCAGUCCAGACUUUUGUAGUUUCUUCCGAACUAUAUUAAUUGGGCACAGGAGCUUUGACCAGAAUUCCAGAUAGGCAAAAAAUUCUUAAUUUUCCACUGCAUGAAGAAGAUUCUGUGCUAAUAUUAUAUGGCAUUACGUCAUUGUUGGUUGUUUAUGUUUUGUGCGAAAGCAAAAGGAUUCAGGGUAUACAAAAGUGGGAAAGAUCCAUAUCUCGUUAUGCUCGAGUAUAGAAAUACUCCGAUAAGUGGACUGCCGUAUUCACCAUCACAACAGCUGACGAGUAGAAGACUCAGGGAAUUAUUCCAACUGAUCACAAACUAUUGAAACCAUUGGUAGCUGAAAAUGCAGAGACAUUACUCAACGAACGACAGAUGAAAAGCUAAGUGAAAUACGAUGCAAAAGCAAGACUACCUAAAGAUUAUUCUGUCGGAGAGUUCGUCUUGGUCAAACAUGGCAGAAAGCAGUUGUCAUAAAAAACAUUCAGCACCCAGAUCUUACAUCAUAAAGACAAACAAUGGAAAAACAUACAGAAGAAAUCAACGCUUUUUAAAUAAGAGUUUCGAUGAAGACAUCUCUGGGUACUAUGAUACCAAUGAAGACAAUGAACUGCAAACUGUUGCAACAAACGAAACAUACAGUUAUAGACCAACGUCUAGAGAACUUGUUCAGUCAAGAUAACCAGAAGUGGACGAAUUGUUAAAGUUCCUAGUAGACAGUGCCGGUCGCAGUGGGCGCCGCGCUUUCAUAGGCCCCGCGCUAAUUCCAAGUGUACAUUAUUAAAUUAAACAAUUGUAACGUAUAUAAAAUAACAGGGUUUUCGCGACCUCCUGAUUUUUCAGGGCCUCCAGGAAAUCUCAUGAAAAGGCAUAAUAUACGAUAAAGUCCUGAACUUUUUUUGAAUUUAUUCAAAUCUCCUGAAAAAUAGACGAAAUUGACGUUUUGGGGUGCCAAUAAAUAAAAAGGGCAUUGCGAGCUUUCAUUUGAUAAAAAUUUAUUGCAAAGACGAAAGUAGGCCUAUUUUCUAAUUCAAAAAAAAAAUAAUUUUGACAUUAUGCUUAUCCCUACCCAGACUAGGCCCCGCGCGAUCCGUUUCGCAUAAGGGCCCCGCAAAUGCUAGGGCCGGCCCUGCUAGUAGAUAUCACUAUUAAGAACUUUAAAAGGAAGGGUGUGAUAAUAACUUCAAUAGGAAGGAUGUAUUAAUAUUAUAUGAUAUUACGUCAUUAUUUUUUGUUUAUGUUUUGUGCGAAAGCAAAAGGACUAGAUCAUUAGAUGUAAAUAAAAAGAGAGAUAUUCCAUUGGAUUGAGGAAAGAUGAAUAAAGGGGUAAUAACUCGAGUGUGAAGUUUAAUUCUGAUAUUAUAGACGCCAAACACGAAAAAUUGACAAUUUUAGCAUUGUUAAGAAUAACUUUUAGUUAUACUCGAUUUGUAAAUUUUGCUUCAAGGUUAAUUAGUGUAGCUAUAAAAUACUCGCCAUUUAGAUCUAUUAUUAGUAAAGGUAACAAGAAACCUGGAAUUCGCUGUAUAUCAUGCAGUUUUAUUCGUGGCAACAAAGCUUAAAAUGAAAGCUACAUUAUAUCUCUAAAAACUAAUCUCUGCGGCAAAAAUAUUUUUAAAAUAUCUAGGUUUAGUCUUUGUGAUAAAUUUAAUCCAUAAAUGUUGAUUAAAAAAAGACACCCGUUGACACUAUUUGUCAAUCAAAUAUAUUAAUUUAUGUAUUUACAAAUAAAUUUCGGACACCCAUUUGGGGGCCCCCCCUAGGUGGGGGCCCGGGGGUAUUUUAAAAUUCUCUCCCCCCCCCCCCAUCCCCCCCUUAGUUACGCCACUGAUAUUAAUCUUAUUUUAAGAGUGUCAUUUGCAUACAUUUUAUGUUAAUCUUAUUUUAAGAGUGUCAUUUGCAUACAUUGUAUGUUAAUCUUAUUUUAAGAGUGUCAUUUGCAUACAUUGGAUGUACGUUUUUUUUUUCAGUAUAUAAGUGUAUUGAUUAAAUGUCCAUCUUAUUACAAAGCUUAUAGCAACUAUGCUUGUAUGUCUAUUUGUCUACAUUAUUUCUCCCACUUCCUAUUCUCGGAUCAAGAAGAAACUGUCAUUGUCCCUAACAAAACUUGAAUCAAUCAAUAAAACUACCAAUUACUGUUUCAACUGUCAUAA
Molecule: messenger RNA, 5847 nt
Organism: Biomphalaria glabrata
Lineage: Eukaryota; Metazoa; Mollusca; Gastropoda; Planorbidae
Exons: 10
Coding region: 304-2616 (770 amino acids)
Source: RefSeq, a predicted model, not a curated record